UCUGAUGUUGUAACUUACAAUACUCUGAUUUCUGGGUUGUGUAAAUUAGGAGAGAUUGAAGAAGCUACAUGUGUCCUGAAAAGAUGGCCGAGAGGGGGUUGCUUACCAAAUAUGGUAACCUAUAAUACUCUUAUUAGUACUAUGUGUACAGAGAACCGACUUGAUGAUGCUAUAGAACUUGCCCGUGGCCUCACUCUCAAAGGUCUUCUACCAGAUGUAUAUACUUUCAAUUCCUUGAUCAGUGGUUCUGCAAGGCUUGGGGAUUAUGAGAUAGCUUUGCGAAUGUUUGAGGAGAUGAAAAACAGUGGUUGCUCGCCUGAUGAAUUUACUUACAACAUAUUGAUUGACCACCUUUGUCUCCAUGGGGAGCUAGGGAAAGCUCUGGGCUUGCUGAAAGAAAUGGAACUGAAUGGCUGCCGAAGUGUUGUGACAUAUAAUACUCUAAUAGAUGGGCUGUGCAAGAACAUGCGAAUUGAAGAAGCAGAAGAGAUAUUUGACCAGAUGGAUAUGCAAGGAGUCUCAAGGAAUUUGGUGACUUAUAAUACUCUUAUAGAUGGCUUGUGUAAGAGUAAUAGGGUUGACGAAGCCACUGAACUUAUGGAUCAGAUGAUAAUGGAGGGAUUGAAACCUGACAAGCUCACAUAUAAUUCCUUGCUCACACAUUAUUGCAAGCAAGGAAACAUAAAGAAAGCUGCGGAUAUAGUUCAAACUAUGACUUCAAAUGGCUGUGAACCUGAUAUUGUUACGUAUGGGACUCUCAUUGGUGGCCUGUGCAAGGCAGGUAGGACACAAGUCGCUUGUAAGCUCCUUAGAACCAUACAGAUGAAGGGGAUGGUCCCAACUCCAAAAGCUUAUAAUCCUGUGAUACAAUCACUCUUUAAGCAGAGGAAGACUAGAGAAGCUAUAAGGCUCUUCAGGGAGAUGGUAGAGAAGGGAGAGCCUCCAGAUGCUGUCACACAUAAAUUUGUUUUCCGUGGUCUGUGUCUUGGGGGAGGACCAAUUGGAGAAGCUGUUGAUUUCCUGGUGGAAAUGACAGAGAAGGGAUUCUUACCCGCAUUUUCCUCUUUUUCAAUGCUAGCUGAAGGUCUCUUAUCCUUAGCCAUGGAGGAUACGCUUAAUAGGGUAGUUGAAUUGGUAAUGGAGAGGGCUGAUUUUACAGAAAGUGAAAUUGCCAUGAUAAGGGGUUUUCUUAAGAUACGCAAAUUUCAUGAUGCACUGACCACCUUUGGCCGUCUAUUGAGAAGUAGAGUGCCUGAGAAAGUUUACAAUUAAUGCUAAAAUGUGGAGAAAGUUCUGCUGAACAGCUUGUUAGCCUUGAAUAUCAUACACAGCACCAUCGGAUGUAAAGCCAAGUCUGUAUAGAAUUAGAUGGAAUAUGAUCAUACAUAAAAGGAUGGAAAUCAUUCUGGCUGUCAAAGGUCAAUAGGAAUUGGUUAUCAUAUAAUGAUAUGUAAGGAGAUCCUUCUGGAA
Molecule: messenger RNA, 1470 nt
Organism: Phoenix dactylifera (date palm)
Lineage: Eukaryota; Viridiplantae; Streptophyta; Magnoliopsida; Arecales; Arecaceae
Source: RefSeq, a predicted model, not a curated record